This is a messenger RNA of Trypanosoma grayi, 2706 nucleotides long. RefSeq lists its product as hypothetical. The transcript has a single exon. The coding region runs from base 1 to 2706 and encodes 901 amino acids. Lineage: Eukaryota; Euglenozoa; Kinetoplastea; Trypanosomatida; Trypanosomatidae. Gene Ontology annotation, molecular function: protein binding. The record is from RefSeq and is a predicted model, not a curated record.
AUGUCUAUUGUCCUAGAUAGCCUGCCGAAUGAAAACUAUGAACCAUCGGAAAUGGAGCUUGUGGAGUAUGGCAAAUGGCUCGGUAUGGAUCUUCCUCUGGAUAAGCCGUUUCUCUGGAUUGCGCGCGAGGGUUUAAAGGCCCCGUUACCAGAACAUUGGAAGGCUUGCAGGAGUGAAAAAGGGGAACUCUAUUACUUCAAUUUCAAGACAGGAGAAAGCAACUGGGAUCACCCGCUGGAUGAGCAUUUUCGGGAACUACUACAGCGUGAGAAAGCCAAUCCCAGUCCUCAAAGUGUUGCCAGUGGAGCGAAGAAGAAUGUGAUCGAGGCAAAUUCAAAAGAGGAGAAUGCGGCUGAAAAAAAAAAGGUGAAGGAUCAGCGCAGAUCCUCUUCCGGAGGGAAGUCCAAAAUACAGACCCUCAAGUCACUGAAGCUCAAGAAGGAGCUUCCCGAGGACCUUCGAAUUGACUUCAAGGCGGGAUCCAUCUCUAGUUCGGAUUCUAGCGCGCACAGUGGAGAUACUGUUAGACUCAAAGACAACUCGCCUCCUGGGGGAUCCCCGGCGCUGCAACGAGUAACGGAGACGUUGCGUUUCGAAUCAGAGCCAGAUUUCCUGGAAUCUGACAAAAAGACCUUUGUGGCAAAUCUGGAUGAUCAACUAAAGCGGUUUCAGAAUGAAAGACUGAAGGAGCAUCAACUUGCCAAAGAGGAGUACGAGGCGAGGCUGAAGGACUCCUGGAAAAACUCUCAGAAACGGCUGGAGGAUGAAUACGAAAGAAAAGCGAACACGCUGAAGGCGGAUCUUGAGAAGAAGCUUCACACAGAGAAAAGAAAUCUAGAGGAGAAGUAUACCGCUAACAUUCAGAAGCUCAGUGAUGAACUUACUACCGGAUACGAGAGGGAAGCAAAGCGAAUACGCCAAUUUUUGAACGAGAAGCAGCAGAAGGAAAGGUGCGAUGCUGAGCAACGGUGGAAGUCAGAAAUGGAUGAGCUUGCCAAGAAAAAAUCUAUGGAACUUGAGAAGCUUCGCUCUUCAGAGAGUCAGACUCUCAAGGCUAUGAAAAAGAUUACAGGAGAACUGAAAGAGGAGGCAUCGACUUUCGUCGACACAUAUAAGCAGGCCCAUGAGGCGUUCGCCAGAGUGAUGUUAGAUACCAGCACUACUUACUUAAAGCUCGGUGAGGGGACUUUGGCUCAGCUAAUAGAUAGAGCCGAAAAGUCGUACGACAAUGGAAUAAUGAAAAUCAAAGAUUGCUACGAGUCAGAAAUAGAACAGAUAAAGCGUAAAUAUGCAACAGACGUCUUUGCUUUGAAACAAGAUCAAGAAAAGUUUAUACAGGAAAAGGAAAAAUACGAGAAAGAAUAUAUGGAAUUUGCUAAGGAAAGAACAGUAUCGCUGAACGAGAGAAUUACUAAACCUUCUCUGUCGCGCACGACACAGGAGGGGCAGAAAAGUCAUCACAACCCCGAACAGGUGUUUGGGCCGAUAGAGAGUGAUCCGGUCCUUGUCCCAGAAAUGAGGGGGAAUUCCAAGGAGCCUGAAAUGGAUCCGGCAGGAGCUCAAUCCGAAAAGAGACUGCUUGAGUCGGUUGUUGCGUACAUGAAAGAGUCGCAAAAGAAAGAACUAGAGGAAGUCAAAAAGGAUCUCAAGCGGCACACAGAGGAGGAGCUUAAAGCUGCUUUAGAUGAGAUCAUGCAGGAGCGCCGCCAGGUAAUGAGUGGUUCAUUACCGGAAGAGAAGGAUGGAACACCCUCUCUUCGGGACUCUGGGAAAGUUCCUAUAGACAUAAAGACUGGUGCGAAGGAUUCAGAAAGAAGUUCCACUGUUUCUCCAGAAGCUAUCAUGAGAGAUGAUCUAACGGCUGUUGUCACAGAAGCACUUCGUGCGGUGUUUGCGGGCUCUCCAUUUAUUAUUCCCUCCCCCACGAGUGGAGAUUCCGCUGGCAUGAAACGACCCAGUACCUCGGAGCCACUAUCAACCCCACCGGGAAAUGAAGCGAAGACGCUGUAUUUGGAGAAAAGUGGAGAGCGAUUUCCUGUUUCUUUUCAGGAACAAAAGACGCUCUUGGAGGGUGAACGUCAUCGAGUUGCGCAAGGAAAGAAGUUUGUGGAAAAUCAACGUCUGAGUCUGGAAGAGCGACGCUAUCAACUCAAGCUGGCUAGGCACCAGUGGAAACAUGACGUUAUGCUGGCUAAACAAGAUGGUAUACGCUCUUCUUCACGGCGCGGCCAGUUGCUUAACAAACUUCGUUUUGCAUUAGAGAGUCAAGCAAGGGGCUUGGAGCAUGAUGAAGCCAUUCUUCGUGACAGCGAGAGGUGGCUUUUAAUGAAGGAGCAAAGUGUGUAUCAAAUGGAACAGCAACUCAGUGAACUUGAGGAAGGUAAGGAACGUGAUAUGUCCACAAACAGUGUAGAUACUGUGGCUCUUAUGACAGGCUUCUUCAAACCAGCACUUGCAUCGGCAAAUUUGUACCCCCAAGGUCUGGAUACCAUGCAGGGGGUGACGCAUACACCCAGCUUGAGUCCAGCGUACACCAAAGCCUUAGACAAAAUUGCAAAGCGCCUUGAGGAAGUGACUUCUAUGAUGAACCUUCAGCAGCGGAAGCGGACCUUUUCCUUACCGCAUGGAAAUCUGCGACGACGGCGAUCAGAGCAAAAACCGGCAAAGGAUGUGGAGGUAAUGCUCAACGACAAUGGAGUUUUUUAG